CAAUUGUUAGUCUUUCAAAUCAAGAUGGCGCUCAAUCUUACCGUAAAGGUUCAUCCCGUUGUUUUAUUUCAAAUAGUUGAUGCUUACGAGCGCCGAAAUGCUGAUUCACAUCGCGUUAUCGGCACAUUACUUGGUACUUUGGACAAGGGAGUGGUGGAGGUAACAAACUGCUUCUGUGUUCCUCACAAGGAGCAUGCAGACCAAGUGGAGGCAGAACUCAACUAUGCUAUGGAUGUGUAUGAGCUUAACAGAAGAGUCAAUGCCUCAGAAAAUAUUGUUGGCUGGUGGGCGACGGGCAACGAGGUGACGAACCACUCGUCGGUGAUUCACGAGUAUUAUUCGCGCGAGUGCCGCGAGCCGGUGCACGUGACGCUGGACACGUCGCUGGCUGGCGCCCGCAUGGGGCUGCGCGCGUACGUGUGUGUGGCGCUGGGCGUGCCUCGCGGCAAGCAGGGCUGCAUGUUCACGCCCGUGGACGUGGGGCUCACGUACUACGAGCCUGAGGUGGUGGGCCUACAGCUGUGUCGGAAGACGAUGGCGGCGGGCGGCCGCUCGCGGCAGGUGCAGCCCAUGGUGGACCUGGCGCAGGUCGCCGAGGCCGCCUCCAACAUCUCCUCGCUGCUGGAAAAGGUGCUGGAGUACAUCGAGGAGGUGCUGGCGGAGCGCGCGCUGCCCAACGACGCGGUGGGGCGCGAGCUGCUGGAGCUGGUGAGCGCGCUGCCCGACAUGGUGGCCAAGUCCUUCGCCGACGCCUUCAGCGCGGGCGUCAAGGACCUGCUCAUGGUGGUGACGCUGGCGCAGCUCAUCAAGACGCAGCUGCAGCUCAACGAGAAGCUCACGCUGCUCACGUCGCAGUGAGGCCUCCGCCGCUUCCCCGAUACUCCAAUAAACUAUUUGUUACCA
Pararge aegeria (speckled wood butterfly) is the source of this 903-nucleotide messenger RNA. RefSeq names its product eukaryotic translation initiation factor 3 subunit F (gene eIF3f1). The record is from RefSeq and is a predicted model, not a curated record. The transcript is spliced from 6 exons. Bases 25 to 858 code for a protein of 277 amino acids. Lineage: Eukaryota; Metazoa; Arthropoda; Insecta; Lepidoptera; Nymphalidae. Gene Ontology annotation, biological process: translational initiation. Gene Ontology annotation, cellular component: eukaryotic translation initiation factor 3 complex, eIF3m. Gene Ontology annotation, molecular function: metallopeptidase activity; translation initiation factor activity; translation initiation factor binding.